GGCCUCGCCGCCCGCCUCGGCCUCGCCGAUCCCGCCGUGGUCAGGAAGGCCGAGGAGCUGCUACGGCUCGCGCAGGUGCGCGGCGCGGGGCUCGUGGCGCAGCUGACGGCGACGAGCAGCGCCGUGCUCUGCCUCGAGCUCGCGGCCGCGCUCAUGAAGCGGCCCGUGGACAAGACUUACUUUGUUAAACUCUCCGGCUUGAGCAAGACGGCGUACCAGAGCUCCGCGAGGUCUUUGGAGUGUCUGCUGGGGCUGAGCUCGAGCCUGGGCCUGCGGGACUUGGCCGUGCAGUUCUGCUGCACGGAGGCAGUGAGCACCGCUUCCCAAAUGCUGCAGAGGUAUGAAUCUAGUCUCUCUGAAGCCCAGCAAACAGACCUCGAUUUCUCAAAGCCGCUCUUUACAACAGCUGCACUGUUCACUGCAUGCAGGCAGUUGAAGCUAAAAGUAGACAAGUCUAAAAUGGUGGCUACCUCUGGAGUGAAAAAAGCAAUAUUUGAGCGGCUGUGCAGCCAGAUGGAGAAGAUAAAUCAGCAACACAGCAAGAACGACGUUCCUUUGGUUGUUGAGACGUCUGAAAGCCUGCAGACCAAACUGGAGCAGUGUGAGCAGAAGGAAGAAUCUGAAGAUGAUGAUGAGAUGCCGUGUAAACGGACAAAGACUGAAACAAAUCAAGACUAUGAAGAAUGGAGAAGGAGAAUCCUGGAAAAUGCUACUAAGGCACAGAAGACAACUGAGAAUACUGCCUCUGAAGUGCCAUCUAGCAACAGCACUGCUGCUCGCUCCUAAUUUUAACUCCUCUUCCACUCUUAAGACUUCCAGAAGGCAUGUAGAAGAAUGGUUGGCUAGCAGCCAGUUAAUUUAUGAAAUAGUUCUAAAUUUCAGAAUGUUGUUUGUAAUAAAUGACACCAGAACUAUGGUGAUUUUGCAAGAACAAGCAUGUCUGAACUCUAGCCACAGUGGUGGCAUUAGAUGGUAGAAUAAUCUCCCUUCCAUGGGGAUAACACUUUAGUGCAACGUUAAGUGUGGAUAAGUUAUUAAUUACUUGCCUUUGUGCCUCUGGCUGGAAGUAGUUAAAAUAGAGGUAGGGGAUUAAUGGGUGCCUUCCUAACAGUAAAAACAGUUGAGUUAGAGUUUGAUAAACUUUUUUACUGCCAAAGAAACUCUGUUCAGAUGCUCAAGUUGACUUAGUUUUUAUGAUCUG
Molecule: messenger RNA, 1201 nt
Organism: Nothoprocta perdicaria
Lineage: Eukaryota; Metazoa; Chordata; Aves; Tinamiformes; Tinamidae
Gene: ORC6
Product: origin recognition complex subunit 6
Exons: 7
Biological process (GO): DNA replication; DNA replication initiation
Cellular component (GO): nuclear origin of replication recognition complex
Molecular function (GO): DNA binding
Source: RefSeq, a predicted model, not a curated record